This is a messenger RNA of Glycine soja, 1675 nucleotides long. RefSeq names its product omega-6 fatty acid desaturase, endoplasmic reticulum isozyme 2-like. Gene Ontology annotation, molecular function: oxidoreductase activity, acting on paired donors, with oxidation of a pair of donors resulting in the reduction of molecular oxygen to two molecules of water. The record is from RefSeq and is a predicted model, not a curated record. Gene Ontology annotation, biological process: lipid metabolic process. NCBI's taxonomy places the organism in Eukaryota, Viridiplantae, Streptophyta, Magnoliopsida, Fabales, Fabaceae. The transcript is spliced from 2 exons. The coding region runs from base 196 to 1347 and encodes 383 amino acids.
AUAAUCGACAAAUCAAUUUUGAGUUUCUUUAUCAUUUUCUUUAUUUAUUGACAUAUUUGCACUUUCUGCAAAGACUCUGACUCGUGGUAGAUAUAGGGAAGGUUAUAGAAGUUAGUGUAGUGUCAUAUCUAGCUAUUUUUGCUUAUUGGAAAAAGCCUUCCCUUUGUUUACAGAUCUGGAUAAGAUUGUGUGAAGAUGGGGGCUGGUGGCCGAACUGCUGUUCCUCCUGCCAACAGGAAGUCAGAGGCUGACCCUUUGAAGCGGGUACCAUUUGAAAAACCUCAGUUUAGUCUCAGCCAGAUUAAGAAGGCCAUUCCACCUCACUGUUUCCAGCGCUCUGUUCUCCGCUCAUUCUCCUAUGUUGUUUAUGACCUCACCAUAGCCUUCUGCCUCUAUUAUGUUGCCACCCAUUACUUCCACCUCCUUCCCGGUCCUCUCUCUUUCGUGGCAUGGCCAAUCUAUUGGGCUGUCCAGGGUUGCAUCCUUACUGGUGUUUGGGUCAUUGCCCAUGAGUGUGGUCACCAUGCAUUCAGUGACUACCAGCUGCUUGAUGAUAUUGUUGGCCUUAUCCUCCACUCCGCUCUCCUAGUCCCGUACUUUUCAUGGAAAUACAGCCAUCGCCGUCACCACUCCAACACAGGUUCUCUUGAGCGAGAUGAAGUAUUUGUGCCAAAGCAGAAGUCCAGUAUCAUGUGGUACUCUAAAUACCUUAACAAUCCACCAGGCAGAGUCCUCACUCUUGCCGUCACCCUCACGCUUGGUUGGCCCUUGUACUUGGCUUUUAAUGUUUCUGGAAGGCCUUAUGAUAGAUUUGCUUGCCACUAUGACCCUUAUGGUCCCAUUUACUCUGACCGAGAACGACUUCAAAUAUAUAUAUCAGAUGCAGGAGUACUUGCAGUAUGCUAUGGCCUUUUCUGUCUUGCCAUGGCAAAAGGGCUUGCCUGGGUGGUGUGUGUUUAUGGAGUUCCAUUGCUUGUGGUCAAUGGAUUUUUGGUGUUGAUUACAUUUUUGCAGCACACUCACCCUGCAUUGCCACACUACACUUCCUCUGAGUGGGACUGGUUGAGAGGAGCUUUAGCAACAGUGGAUAGAGAUUAUGGAAUCCUGAACAAGGUCUUCCAUAAUAUUACAGACACUCAUGUAGCUCAUCACUUGUUCUCCACAAUGCCACAUUAUCAUGCAAUGGAGGCGACAAAGGCAAUAAAGCCCAUCUUGGGAGAGUAUUAUCGGUUUGAUGGGACUCCAUUUGUCAAGGCAAUGUGGAGAGAGGCAAGAGAGUGUAUUUAUGUGGAGCCAGAUCAAAGUACUCAGAGCAAAGGUGUAUUUUGGUACAACAAUAAGUUGUGAUGAUUAAUGUAGCCGGGGGCUUCUUGUCCGUCAGGUGGGAUGGUUUGAACUUUCCUUUGUGACUGUUUAGUAUCAUGCUUGCUUAUUGGGAAUAAUUUUGUUGAACCCUGAUGUUGGUAGUAGUAUCUAGAAAGUAGCAUAGCGUUUUUGUUUGCAGAAUAAGAUAUAGCAUCUCUGAACAGUUUGAUUAUUGCACCAUGUUUUGCAAUCAGUGCAUGUCGACUAAGUUUCUCAAGAUUGUGGGGAUGCUUAUUCUUGUUCCAGUUCUUGAAUCCAAGUUGUUAUCAUAUUCUGUUAUUGACUCAGAAUCUUUAACCCUUUCUGCUUC